CUUGCAUCAUUUCAAACUGUCAAAGGUUGAUUUAUAUCACUUCAUUCUUGGGAGCAAUUCAUCUCUUUUCAUAGCAAUUUCCGGCAGCGCGUUCCUUACAUUGAUUCCGCCACAAUUCUGCACAUCGUUUGCACCUUUAUUUCCCACUAAUAAAGAAUGUAGAUUGCAGCUGGCUAUCUAUUGCUGUUUAUCAACUGGAGGAGCUCAUGAGAUCAACAUUUGAGAAACGUACGUUUGUGGAAUUGGCAGAAAAUAUAGAACGUUCACUAUAUAUAGUUCAUAAUGAUUAUUUUCUCUGUUUCAACUACCACCAUUGCUUUCUCUCGUCAAGAUGACAAGGUAUAUGAACAAAUUUAAUUCUUGGAUCACAGAGCGUAGGAAUUCGGACGAGUUACGGGUUUCUCUAAUCGAUAAAGAAUCUGUCGAUAUCGAAUCCCGCAGAAAAUCUUCAGCUGUAGAUCGAAUCUCCACUCAUUGUGCUAAUUUCGUUCGAAUUGUCGAAGUUCAAGCCGCACCCUUUAUACAACGCUCCAAAGUUCGCUUAAUCGCUAUAUUCCUCAUACUAUGUCUUCUAUUUCUGUCUUUGUUCGGUAAUCGAACGCAUUCUGUAAAAGUUGAAUCCAGUAGCUCUGUUUGGGAUGAUCUUGGAUACUAUCUUGACUCUGUCGAUCCUGGCGUAGUUGCGCCUCAAAAGAUCAAUGAGGCAAAAUGGCCUGCCCGAUACACUGUUCAAAUGCCAGAUAGCGAUAUAAAAGCACUACAAAAGUCACACAAGGAUUUCGUCAAUCUUUCCUCGGAUUUAACUUUGAAAGGCACAUAUGCUCCUGGCACAACUGGCAUUGUUUCAACAGCUGCUGGCAGAUAUCUGAACGUCUUCUUGGUUUCUUUGCGCUGCCUCCGACGAACUGGUUCAACUUUACCGGUCGAAUUAUUCUUGGAAGCCGAUAACGAAUACGACGAAUACUUUUGCGAAACCUUGUUGCCAAGCCUAAAUGCUCGUUGCAAAGUGAUGAGUCAUUCGAUCGGAACAAAACUGGCAAGAAAGUUGGAAGCAUUCCAGAUCAAAGCUUUUGCAAUCAUGAGUUCAUCAUUUGAAAAUGUUCUCUUUUUGGAUGCAGACAAUCUUUCACUAGAAAAUCCAGAAAAGAUAUUCGAAUCUUCUAUCUAUGAAACGAUGGGCUUGAUCCUUUGGCCAGAUUUUCUUGAAACAUCCGAAUCUCCAAUUUUGGCCGAAAUCCAAAGUCCAUUAGCAGCAAAAUGGACAGGAUCUAGCAACAUUUCUAUGGAAUCUGGCCAAAUCUUCAUUUCAAAAUCUAUACAUGAAAAAACGUUGUUUUUGGCAUGUUAUUAUAACUACUACGGUCCAUCCUACUAUUAUUCUUUAUUCACUCAAGGAGGCAAUGGUGAAGGAGAUAAGGAAACUUUUGCAGCCGCAGCCGCCUAUCUCCGUAAUCCAUACUAUCUCGUUAAAGAGAUGGUACACGGAUUCGGCUUCUUUGAUUCAAAUUCUAAAGAUGUUAUUAAAGAUAUGGAACAUUUCAAGAAUAUUGGUAUGAUACAAUUCGCACCUGAUUGGCAUGGAUCAAGCGAUACACUCAAACCUUUGUUCCUACACUGGAAUUGGCCUAAAUUGGACGCAGGAAGAUUUUUAGACGAAGAACAUCUACUGCAAGAUCAUACAGGCGUAAAUCAUCGUGUAUGGGAAUUUGCAAGAGGACCCGGAGAUGUUUUCAUUCCAUGGGCUGAAAUAAGCUUCAGCGUUGACGCAAAAGGAUGGGGUCGAGAUUCCGAAGCUAUUGCGAUUGAACAAAUGAUCAGAGUCGCAUGCGUUGAUUUACGCAAACGCAGAGGUAUGGAAACCGCAUGUAAGAAACUUCGAGCGCAUUACCGUAAAGUGUAUUCUGGUGAUGCUAAUUAGAGUAUGAUCAAGCU
Messenger RNA from Meira miltonrushii, 1932 nucleotides. RefSeq names its product nucleotide-diphospho-sugar transferase. The record is from RefSeq and is a predicted model, not a curated record. Gene Ontology annotation, molecular function: alpha-1,2-mannosyltransferase activity. Bases 332 to 1918 code for a protein of 528 amino acids. Gene Ontology annotation, biological process: mannan biosynthetic process. Gene Ontology annotation, cellular component: Golgi apparatus. Lineage: Eukaryota; Fungi; Basidiomycota; Exobasidiomycetes; Exobasidiales; Brachybasidiaceae. The transcript has 2 exons.